Messenger RNA from Linum trigynum, 3031 nucleotides. The record is from the annotation of a GenBank genome assembly. Lineage: Eukaryota; Viridiplantae; Streptophyta; Magnoliopsida; Malpighiales; Linaceae.
CCCACAUGUCAGCUACUUUUUCAGGUCGUGGGCUCCACUAUCUAUUGCUUGAAUAGAUCUGAGCUUUUAAUUUAAAAGAACACUUUUGUGGGUCGUUGAAUGUAAUGGAGAACCGUAAUCCAAUAUUAAGUGGUGCAAUUUAUCUGGUUGAGCCUAAACCAACCAAAAAAAAGGAAGACGUGGAAAUGGGCCACCACCUAAUCCUAUCCUACUUAAUUUCGAUCCCGCCUAGUAAAUUGAGAAGUGGACCUUUUCCCCGGCACUCGCCAACAUUUCUCAAGCGCCGCCUCUUCACCAACACUGCCACCAUUUGCGCCGCUAGUCGGAUCUUCCUCCUUCCUGCCCUAAAUAUUCAGCCAAUCAAAGCCUAAUUAUGUCAUCCAACCUUCUCCUUCCUCUUCCUCUUCCAGUUCCUUCUCCCGCUGCCAUCCAUGAGCAGCUUAGCUCUCCCCUCUUCCCCAUGUCUAUCCUACGCCGCCUUGCGCCCCUCCGUCUAACCUCCCCCCACCGAAGGCGUCUCUCCUCCUUCGCUGCCGCCGCCGCCGUCCGCCAGGAUACCGCCGCUUGGACCCAAGCCCCGCUAGCCGAAAUCGAGCCCGUCGCCGAGUCUCUUUUCCACAUCAGCAUCGACGUCUCCGACUCCCUCGACCUCGCCGCGUCCCAUACGCUGCCCGGUCAGUACCUACAGCUCCGAAUCCCUGAGGUCGAGAAACCUUCCUUUCUGGCCAUCGCUUCGCCUCCUUCGCUUGCCGCAUCUAGAGGCGCGUUUGAGUUUCUGGUAAAGAGCGUCGCCGGCUCCACGGCCGAGCUCCUGUGCGCCUUAAAGAGAGGAGAUGUCGUGGAAUUGAGCCAGGUUAUGGGCAAAGGCUUCGCGAUCGAUCAGAUCGAUCCGCCUGAAAAGUACCCCACUCUUUUGAUUUUCGCCACCGGCUCUGGAAUUAGUCCGAUCCGAUCUCUCAUUGAGUCAGGUUUCGGUGCCAACCACAGAUCGGACGUGAGGCUUUAUUACGGAGCCAGAAACCUGAAGAGAAUGGCUUACCAGGAUAGGUUCAAAGAUUGGGAGUCCUCCGGGGUUACGAUUGUGCCAGUGCUAUCGCAACCAGAUAAUAGUUGGAGUGGUGAAGCUGGCUAUGUACAGGCUGCUUUUGCUAGGGCCACUCAGAUAUCCAGCCCAGCAGGUACUGGAGCUAUACUUUGUGGGCAGAAACAGAUGGCAGAGGAGGUAACUUCAAUUCUUGUAGAAGAGGGAGUCUCAACAGAUAAAAUCCUGAAGAACUUCUGAUCUGGAAAAUGGUUACGGACGGUUGUUGUAGCUCAAUUUACUGCUAUCAAUUCUUUGAUCCUGUAAGUGCCGAUUAGGUGAUGCAGUCGGAGGGGCUUGAGAGUUGAGAUCCUUUUGCCUCUGAGCUUAGCUUAUUAACACCAUUUUUGGUAGUUAUUCUUAUAGAUUAUUACUCCUAGCCUUGAAAAAACCCAUGCCUACUUCCAAAGAGGUUAAAUGUAAUGGUACAUAUCUGAAUUGUAAUACGAAAAGGGGGGAAAUGUGUGUAUGCACAACAGAUGUUACUUGGCAUUUGAUUUACAGCUUGGCUUCUAAGUGUAUGUGUUGGGGUUAUCACCUAAUACGACAAACAACUACGUCAUCGAUGGGCCCAACCCCAUCGCUCCAUACAUCUUCUCAGGUCUAAGCUCACGAAAGGAAGCGCAAGACUCCUAUAAAAGUGCAAGACUCCUAUAAAAGGAGACUCAUGCCUACAAGCCAAUGGGACUAGGGAUGGCAAUGGGUCGGGUUGGUGUGGGUUUUGUCAAACCCAAACCCAAACUCAUGGGUUUAUCCGCCAAAAAACCAGGGGUAAAAUCCGUUGGGUUUGAAAAACUCUAACCCAACCAGCUGGGUAUCCGCGGGUUCAUGGGUACUCGUGGGCUUUUGUGGUAAAAAAUUUACAAUAACAAAUUUCUUUCAAAAUACAAGUUUAACAUCAAUUUUCUCAUAAAAAUUAUUCAUACAAAAAACACCAAUCUAGAACAUACAAGCGAACAGCAAAUGAUCAAUACAAAUUGUUCAAAAUUAAAGAUAAACAUCUGUAAACAACAAGAUUAAUCGAAAGCUUCUUCCUCGUCAAAUAAGUUUCUUCACUCUUCACUUCAUAAUAUCAACUUCAUUCUAAACAAUUAGAAAGAACAAAUUAUACAUGUCUCCACAAACAUAAAGAAUAUUAGUUGUUUAAGGAAGAUAUAUUAUUUAGAAUAUUAAAUAUACCGGGAAAGUAAUUAUAUGUGUGUGGACAGGUACCCAUGGGGCGGGUUUACCUAAACCCAAACCCAACCCGGUGAAUAGUGUAGCGGGUUUAAACCAUAGUCCAUGAAACCGUACCGUACCGGCGGUUCAACCACAAAAUACCAGUAUCGGAGGCUAAACCGGUAUGCGGUAUUUAACGAUACCAACCGUUAAACUACGGUAAAACCACGGUUUUGUCAUAAAAUACCCUACCGCUGACUUUUCCGGUACGAUCUCCGGUACGGUUUCAUGGACCCUUUAAACCUGAACCCGGCCCAAAAUCCGUCAACAUGGGUUUUACCCGCGUUGACCGGGUUGGGUCGGGUGGGUACUCGUGGGUUCGGGUUUUGUUGCCAUCCCUAAAUGGGACCUUCUCUUCCCCUUAUUUUACAUCACUUGAGUUCUCUCUCUAGCUUUAUCUCCCUACAUUUCACAUAUCAUGCACCAUUAUCAUAUUUCGUACUAAUUUGGGGUGUAGAGCGUAGAUUUCGGGGGCCGCCCCUCCUCCUCACAGGUUUCUUGUCUCCCGAAGAGAUCGAACGAGUGAGUCCAGAUCAGAGCCCAAUAGUUAUUAUGUUAGUCCUAGGGCACGAAUUAGGGUGAAAGGUACAUUUCUCAUUCCAUUGACGUUAAGAGUUGCAGAUCGCGAGUGCCCAUUGGCUUGAAGUGUUAGACGUGGCAAGGGGUGGCAAAAGUUACCCAAAGAUUUUGUCCAAAUCCCAUAUAUGUUCAGUAUAAAACAUAUUCAUUUUU